Molecule: messenger RNA, 1752 nt
Organism: Sclerotinia sclerotiorum 1980 UF-70
Lineage: Eukaryota; Fungi; Ascomycota; Leotiomycetes; Helotiales; Sclerotiniaceae
Exons: 1
Coding region: 1-1752 (583 amino acids)
Source: RefSeq, a predicted model, not a curated record
AUGAUCGACGUCAAGAAUCAAAUUACAUCCUUUCGUUCAUUCGCAAAUGAUCAAGGGAGUACAACUUCAGAUACGAAUAUCAAUAUACCUGCAAUGGCCGACCAUGCUUCCACGACAAGUGGUGGCAACAAUGCCAAUAUGACUUCGCCUCCAACAAAUAUGCUGCGCCAAGAUGAACAAUCUAGCGUCGAACCAUUCCCCUCUCUGGAGGAAUCUUCCCCUCAAGGUCCAUCAACUCCCUCGACCGAAGUCGAAGCUGAGGCUGAGGGGACUACUCGGAGUAAGAGGCGGUCAAGUACAUUUAAUAGUAUUCGACGAGCUUCCAAAGUAUUUGAGCAGUCGAAUCCACCCACGGGAUUUUGUAUUGCGACAGGGCAAAUCGCAUCGCAGGUACCGUCGAUAACCGAUAUCAGAAGAGGAAGUUUUGGAACAGAGGGCUCGUCGGGCGAUAGACUGGUUCGAGAAAAUCAACGACGGGCUAGUACUUCACGAAGCACUAUUUCACAAUUGGGAGAUCAGGGGAAGAACAGCAGGAAGGGUUCAAUGGGCAUGAAUACCUCUGAUAAUCUGCCAUCCGCUACGGAAAUCAGACAUGAUGUUCUCCCUGAAGCUGCAGAGGAAGAGGAACAUUCCCGAGCGUCUUUUCAGGCGCAUCGCGAUCUGAAAGCCACUUCUAUUUUGAAGAAACUUGACGUCGAGAACGAUGUACUUGUCAAACCGAUUUCGAAUGUGCGGAGUAGCAUUGGCACAAACGGUAUAUCUCACAACGCGAAGGCGGAAGAUGGAAACAGAACAACCCCUUUUGAUAAUGGGUAUCAAUUUCCUCCCAAGCACUCGUGGACCGUAUCGACAGCAAUAUUUUUCAAAGCAUUCUGGAAGUUCUUCAUCACCCCAGUGGGAUUUCUCGUUACAGUUUAUGGACUGAAUGUUGUAGCUUGGGGCGGUAUGCUCUUCUUGCUCUUAUGCAACGCCUCUCCAGCCAUGUGUCGUCCAAGUUGCAACGAUAUCAACUCCCCUCGACGCAUCUGGAUCGAAAUCGAUUCCCAAAUCUUGAACGCUCUAUUCUGUGUCACUGGAUUUGGUACUAUCCCCUGGAGAUUUCGCGAUCUCUAUUACCUUCUCCAAUACCGAAUGGGUAAGAAUGAAAUUGGUCUUCGAAGACUUGCCGGGAUCAAUCGAGGUUGGUUUCGCCUCGCUGGCUCUCAGAACCUCUCUUCAGAACUAGGUCCCGCUCAGAUUGUCAGCGAAGGCUCCAGUGUGCCGCAAUCCUGCGUUGCAUUUCCUCUCGAUAAAUCCCCCGAUGCACCACUGACGGGUGUUCGCGCCCCUCCAACCGCCUUAUGGAAACUCGAUUUUGUCAUUUGGACAAUGGUAUGGAAUACGUUCCUCCAAGCCGUCCUCUCAGGUUUCAUGUGGGGUCUCAAUCGUUAUGACCGUCCCUCAUGGAGUACAGGUCUCUUUGUAGCACUAGCCUGUAUUGUCGCUGCUUGUGGCGGUACCAUGUCAUUCAUGGAAGCGAAAAAAGUCAAGGCGAUAGAGGGUGUGCCGGUCAGUGAUGCCGACCGGGAAAAACUGAGGAGGGAUAGGGAGUUGGGAAUAGUACAUUUUAAUAAUAUUAAAGAUGAGAUGCCGAAGGAGAAAGGGGGAAAGGAAAAGGGGAAGCGAGGAGCAAAGAAGAGUGAACAAAGUACGUCCGAGGAGACGAGACUGCAACAAAGUAUCGAAGAGGGCGUUGCUCAAAUUGUUAGAUAG